Messenger RNA from Contarinia nasturtii (swede midge), 2212 nucleotides. RefSeq lists its product as uncharacterized. NCBI's taxonomy places the organism in Eukaryota, Metazoa, Arthropoda, Insecta, Diptera, Cecidomyiidae. The transcript has 8 exons. Bases 74 to 1750 code for a protein of 558 amino acids. The record is from RefSeq and is a predicted model, not a curated record.
UAUUAUCUUGACGGCUGACAUUUACAAUAUUUAAUAUUUAUAGCAUCGUUCAUAGUCAGCUCUAAUUAUUAUAAUGCAGUUCUUGAAAAAAAUUAUUUGUUGGCAUGAUUUCUGGGCGAAAAUAUUUAAUUCAACGAUCUCAGGGAACUUAAUCCUCCAACGAAUUUUAGUUUCUAAACGAAUGUUAGUUGAUCACUUAGAAGUUCUGGAACAAUGCCAAGCAAUAAUUCCUGAAGUAAUAGAAUCUUCUGCAAUCAGGAGACGACAUAUUUUUCUCGGAGGACUCUUUAUGACCUCAAUAAUAACUGUUACUUUAAGAAAAAAUGCCAUCAGUUUUAAUUAUUUAUUUUCUACAACAGCCCCAACAUUUUUAUGUUGUUUUAUUAUGGAGAUAUUAUGUUUUAUAAAAAACAAGAACGCGCAGCAUCAUUUGAAUGAAACAAUAAUGAUGCUUAAUCAAGCAGAUACAGCCAUUCGUAAAAAUAUAUCUCUUUUUCAUGAAUCAAAAUUGUUGAGUUCCAGUAGUGAGAGUCACUAUAAAAAAGGCCAGAUUUGUUUGAACACAAUCAUAGAUUUAUUACAUAUCUUAUAUGCCGAAGUUAAAAUGUUAGAAUCAAUACAAUUGCCUGACUACACCGAAAUGUUAUAUGAUCCACUUGAGGAACUCUCGGAUUGUAUUUAUUUCCAAAAUAGUGAGUUGUUUUCAUCGGAUCAUUUAAAAGCACUCUACAAUAUUUUUUUGUUUUUUCAAUCACAAUAUCUAUUAAGAUUUUAUUUAACAAUUCGUUCAAACCGAAAAGAAGGUUUGAAAUAUUUGAAUAGUGACAAUGUUCGCUUGCGUAAUUGUGUAAAAAUGUAUAUUGAAAAAUUGAGCUCUAUGUUUAAUGCAAGUUUUCAACAAAUAUUUCAACAAAAAAACUUGAGAGGGAUGAAACCAAAAAGCAGCAUGAGAAAUUCUGAUUUAUCAAAAAUAAAAAGGUCUUCCAUGGACAUUUUAUGUCGUUUGAUUAAUAUCACCAACGAAUUCCAUACAAUUGAUAAUUGGGUUCAAUUUGAGUUGGAGGAUGACAGUGGGAUAGAAGUUAAUAGAGAAUGGAUAAAUAUUUCAAAAAGAAUGGAACAAUCAAAGGCAUCAUUAGAUAUUUGUAAAAGUGAUUUCGAAACAUUCAUUUUGAUAAACAGCAAAUUUUUCCGACAAAAUGUGCAAUCACCGAUCGAAGAUGACGACCAAAGUCGUUCAGAACACUUUACAAAUACUUCGAUGGAAAUUGAAGAUAAUGAAAAUCUGGUAAUCGAAGAAAGAAAUGACGAAUAUUUUGGCAUUUAUGACACAAUUAGUUGCAAAGAUAACGAUGGCCUAAAUGAAAUUAUCAGAAGAAAAAAUAUUCCUCCUUCAGAACAGGAUGAAUGUAGCUGUAUUGAUAUGGAGAUAACACGAUCAUCAUUUGCACCAGUCCUGAAACAAUUAAAAAUGAAAAUUCUUCCCAUUCAAACCAAAAUGAAGGAAAGAGAAUUGAAAUUUUUGCUAUCAAAGGGAAUGGAUCGUGAAAAAAUCCUUAAUUUUGAUAAGAAAGAAGACAUACUGUUGUGUGAAACAUCCACAACUUCUACCGACAAUUUUAAAUCAAAACUAAAACCAUCCCAUGACCGUUUUGAAGAGAUGCGAUCAUUUUUACAGCAAAAACCUUCGGUUAUUAGUAUCCCACCAAAUAACUUACCACUCAAUAAUUAUGAAGAUAUUAUAGAAUAGUUUAACUGCUUUUAUUCAUUUUUUUUUUAAUAUGUACAUUUUAAAUCAAAUUUAACCCAUGCAUAAAUUUUUUUCGGCAAGAGAACUAUUUUUAAUGAUUAUUUUGGUUAAAAAUUCCUUUAAAAAUAAUCGAAAUUCAAAAAAUUGCAUAGUUUACUCAAAAAAAGCUAUUGACAAAAUUGGAGAACAAUCGAAACCAUUGUUUAAACUGCUAUAAAACUGCCAUAAACGAAGAGGAAGAUAAUUGUUUUGUCAAAUUUCUGUUUUUGCGUACAUCUGUGUUUAAAGGCAGGGUUAUGCACUAGAGGAUUAACUUAUUUUUUCUUUUACUUAUAUAAUUUUUUUUAUAUUUUCUUUCUUUGAACGCAAACAUUUAUUAACUCCAAAGAAUUUUUGUAAAGAUGAAUAAACACAAAUAUUAGGUGAUUCAUAUUAAUAAUAAUAGCUGCACCGGACAACGUU